Lemur catta (Ring-tailed lemur) is the source of this 2754-nucleotide messenger RNA. RefSeq names its product DNA polymerase mu (gene POLM). The record is from RefSeq and is a predicted model, not a curated record. The transcript is spliced from 11 exons. Gene Ontology annotation, biological process: double-strand break repair via nonhomologous end joining. The coding region runs from base 123 to 1697 and encodes 524 amino acids. Gene Ontology annotation, cellular component: nucleus. Lineage: Eukaryota; Metazoa; Chordata; Mammalia; Primates; Lemuridae. Gene Ontology annotation, molecular function: DNA-directed DNA polymerase activity; DNA binding.
AGCGUGCAGCCGCACUCCACUUCCUCUUCCAGCAUUCUUCUGCCAGCCUCCUUCCGGCUUCCUCCCGCCUUCCUUCCGGCUUCCGCCUGCUUUCAUUCCGCCUUCGCUCUGCUGUAGUCCCGAUGCUCCCCCAACGGCGGCGAAUGCGGGUCCGGUCCCCUGGCGGCGCUGCCGCCUCCUCCGCGCCGCCCUCGACGCGCUUCCCUGGCGUUGCCAUCUACUUGGUCGAGCGGCGCAUGGGUCGCAGCCGCCGGGCCUUCCUCACUCGCCUGGCGCGCUCCAAAGGCUUCCGCGUCCUCGAAGCCUGCAGCUCCGAGGUGACACAUAUUGUGAUGGAGCAGACCUCAGCGGAGGAGGCUGUUUGUUGGCAGGAGCGCAGAGCAGUGGCUGCACCCCUAGGAUGCACCCCUGCAGCUCUGCUGGACAUAAGCUGGUUCACAGAGAGCCUGGCAGCUGGGCAGCCUGUACCCGUGGAGUGCCGGCACCGCCUAGAGGUGGCAGAACCCAGAAAGGGGCCCCCAAGCCCAGCAUGGAUGCCAGCCUAUGCCUGCCAGCGCCCCACGCCCCUCAUACACCAUAACAUCAGCCUCACGGAGGCUCUGGAGACACUGGCAGAGGCGGCGGGCUUCGAAGGCAGUGAGGGCCGCUGCCUCACCUUCCAGAGGGCGGCAUCGGUGCUCAGGGCCCUCCCCAGACCUGUCAUAGCUCUCAGCCAGCUGCGGGGGCUGCCCCACUUUGGAGAACAUUCCUCCAGGGUUGUGCAGGAGCUGCUGGAGCACGGAGUGUGUGAGGAGGUGGAGAGAGUCCGGCGUUCCGAGAGAUACCAGACCAUGAAGCUCUUCACUCAGAUCUUUGGGGUCGGUGUGCGAACCGCUGACCGCUGGUACCAGGAAGGGCUGCGAACCCUGGAUGACCUCCGAGAGCAGCCCCAGAGACUGACCCAACAGCAGAAAGUAGGCUCGCCCGCCCUAGAGGCCUCUCGCAGUCCUGCAGCCACGGGCCGCGGGGCGGAGGCCAGGCCGGGUGAGUCAGGAGAGCCGGUGCUGCCCGCAGGGCUCCAGCACCACCGGGACCUGAGCAGCCCCGUCCUGCGGCCCGACGUAGAGGCCCUGCGGCAGCUGGUGGAGGCGGCCGUGGAGCAGGCCCUGCCCGGGGCUACUGUCACGCUGACUGGUGGCUUCCGGAGGGGGAAGUUGCAGGGCCACGACGUGGACUUCCUAAUUACCCACCCCGAGGAGGGCCAGGAGGCGGGGCUGCUGCCCAGAGCGAUGCGCUGCCUGCAGGACCAGGGCCUUGUCCUGUACGACCAGUACCAGCAGAGCCACUAUGGGGACCCUGCCCGGCAGAGCCACACCAUGGAUGCCUUCGAGAGGAGUUUCUGCAUUUUCCGCCUGCCACAGCCCCCGGGGGCUUCUGUCAGGGAGGCCCCAAGGCCCCGCCCGGCGUGGAAGGCCGUGAGGGUGGACUUGGUGGUGGCUCCCAUCAGCCAGUUCCCUUUUGCUCUGCUUGGCUGGACUGGCUCCAAGCUUUUCCAGCGGGAGCUGCGCCGCUUCAGCCGGAAGGAGAAGGGGCUGUGGCUGAAUAGCCACGGGCUGUUUGACCCAGAGCAGAAGACAUUUUUCCACGUGGCUUCAGAGGAAGACAUCUUCAGACACCUGGGCCUCGAGUACCUUCCCCCAGAGCAGAGAAAUGCCUGAGCCUGCCUGUGGCCCCAACUUCCAUUCUUAGGAAAUGAGGGGCUGCCCCUGCCUUGGCCACUGAGUGUCCCCAGGCAGAAGAUGUGCCGCUGCCCACUGUCUUCACCCUCCCAGGUGGAGAAACCCCGCCUGCGGGGGCCUGGCUCUGCUGGAAGCCAGUUGUGUCUGAGCUGUCGGCCCCCAUCAGCUGUGGGCGCCUGCGAGGUGGGAGCCUCCAUGCUGGCCUUGUCACUGUGUGACCCUGGGUCAGCCCUCAGCCUCCCCAUGCCUCAGGUUCCUGCCCUGGACGGGGGUCUGAGCGGUGCCCACUGCACGGAGCCGUGGCGGAGCCCGUAGUCACGAAUGCCAAGUGCUCUGCCUGGUGCACAGCGAUUGAUCCGUCAGUCGCAGUUACUGUGAGCCUGCAGGGCACCCUGCUCACAAGUGCUUGGAGGAGAACCACAUGUCCCUGCCCUGCGUUUGAGCUGCGAGGUGGAGGCUACAGUUCUUGCGCCGGGGUGCUGAGGGGUACGCUGUGGGCAUCCAGAGAGGGAGAAGACGGGAGGGAGUGUGAGGAAGAGAACUUCCAGCAAGCCCGCAGCCAGGCUUUCUGUUUCCACCUUUAGGGCCUGUUGUCAGCACAGAUUUUUAAAAAUAGGUCAUAUCCUGCCACUCCUUGCUCAGAACCCUCCCCUCGGGUGGUUCCAAACCCAAACUCCUCCUGUGGCCCCCAGGGCUCUGGUAUUUCUUCCUGCCCUGCCAGCCCCUGCUCCCUUCUCUCCAGCCCCACUGGCCCCAGCUGCUGCCUGUGUGGCUGCUUUCCUUCUUGGUGGGCCCCAGGCCCCGGGUGGCCGACUCCCUCCCCGUCUCACUGAGGCAGAAGCAGUGAGGUGGGCUGUACACAUGGUCCCCUCUGCGUUCCUCACCUGCCCCCAGCACGCUCCAGCCUCAGGGGCUUUGCUGUUGCCCCACCAUCCAUCUGCGGUUUGCUCUCCUCCAGGCCUCGACUCAAAAGUCCCUUUGGCCGGGGAGGACUCCCGCACCACUUAAAAACAUUAAAAUAUAUUUUUAAAAUGAA